Molecule: messenger RNA, 1853 nt
Organism: Saimiri boliviensis boliviensis (Bolivian squirrel monkey)
Lineage: Eukaryota; Metazoa; Chordata; Mammalia; Primates; Cebidae
Gene: GFI1B
Product: growth factor independent 1B transcriptional repressor
Biological process (GO): regulation of transcription by RNA polymerase II
Cellular component (GO): nucleus
Molecular function (GO): DNA-binding transcription factor activity, RNA polymerase II-specific; RNA polymerase II cis-regulatory region sequence-specific DNA binding
Source: RefSeq, a predicted model, not a curated record
ACACAGAGAGACAGAGAAAAAAGGAGAAGUAUCUAUUUGUGCAAAGAGUCACACGGUUGACAGAGUGGGGACCAGUCCCGGCGAGAGGCUUUGCAGUUCCUACCUCGGAGGCUCCGGCAGAACCCAGGCGAGGGACAGCUCCGGGCAGGUGUGAGGUGUGCACUGAAAAUGCCACGCUCCUUCCUGGUGAAGAGCAAGAAGGCUCACACCUACCACCAGCCCCGUGCGCAGGAAGAUGAACCGCUCUGGCCUCCUGCCCUUACUCCGGCAAUCAGAGACCAGGCCCCCAGCAGCAGCCCUGUUCUCAGCACCCUAUUCCCAAGCCAGUGCUUGGACUGGACCAGCCUCAAACGAGAGCCGGAGCUGGAGCAGGACCAGAACUUGGCCAGGAUGGUCCCAGCACCAGAGGGCCCUAUUGUGCUGUCCCGGCCCCAGGACGGGGACUCUCCACUGUCUGACUCACCCCCGUUCUACAAGCCCAGCUUCUCCUGGGACACGCUGGCUUCAACCUACGGCCACAGCUACCGGCAGGCCCCCUCCACCAUGCAGUCAGCCUUCCUGGAGCACUCCGUCAGCCUGUACGGCAGCCCUCUGGUGCCCAGCACCGAGCCCCCCUUGGACUUCAGCCUCCGCUACUCCCCGGGCAUGGACGUGUACCACUGCGUGAAGUGCAACAAGGUGUUCUCCACCCCUCACGGGCUCGAAGUGCAUGUGCGACGCUCCCAUAGUGGGACCCGACCCUUCGCCUGCGACAUCUGUGGCAAAACCUUCGGCCACGCCGUGAGCUUGGAGCAGCACACGCAUGUUCACUCCCAGGGCAUCCCGGCCGGGUCCCGUCCUGCACCUGCGCCUGACCCCCCGGGGCCUCGUUUCCUCCGGCAGGAGCGCAGCUUCGAGUGCCGCAUGUGCGGCAAGGCCUUCAAGCGCUCGUCCACGCUGUCCACGCACCUGCUCAUCCACUCAGACACGCGGCCCUACCCCUGCCAGUUCUGCGGCAAGCGCUUCCACCAGAAGUCGGACAUGAAGAAGCACACCUACAUCCACACGGGUGAGAAGCCACACAAGUGCCAGGUGUGUGGGAAAGCCUUCAGCCAGAGCUCCAACCUCAUCACCCACAGCCGCAAGCACACGGGCUUCAAGCCCUUCAGUUGUGAGCUGUGUGCCAAGGGCUUCCAGCGCAAGGUGGACCUGCGGCGGCACCGUGAGAGCCAGCACAAUCUCAAGUGAGGUUGCACCGGCUCCCGGCUCCUGGCCAGCCUGCCCUGCAGUCCUGUCACCUGGAGGCCAACCUCACAUGCCCAGAUCUCCGGUCUCCUGGAGAUGGGACUGGACGGGAGUCUUCCAGCUUGUUUUGAGACUCACCAAAUUGCUGUGUGACCUUGGGCAAGUCACUUUCCCUCUCUGGAUCAACAUUUCUCCUGCUGCCAAGUGUGGGAGCCUGCCUGGAUCUUUCUGAGCAAAAGCUGUUUCCAGGUGUGUUCAGGUGCCUUCCUCUAGCACAGCACAGAAAGCUCGAAUACCCGCAGGGAGACAGAGAUGCCGAGAGCAGGCCAGAGCUGGGACCCACGGGGAGGCCUGCUGCCCACUGAGCUGGGACCUGGUCACCCUGGGUUUUAGCGGACCUCUUUCUGGCUGCAACAGGCAGAGAGUCGGAGCUGCCUCCUGCCCCAUUCAGAGGCCCGGCACCCCCUCAGCUUCGGCCAGAUGUGCUGACUGUCCCCUACUUCUGACCAGCACUCAGCUGGCCACUGGGGAUUCCAGUUCUACAGCCAGGCCAUGAGGCUGGAGAAACUGGCAGUUACUGCUGUCAAAAGCCUGUUCUCUCAAUUGUUGUCAAUAAAAUUAAAGACAGA